AUGAAUGAUUUCAGGGAAAUACCUAUUUGCCCUACAAAGCAAAUUCUGGAUUCAAAUCUUGACCUUCUCCUGCAAGACAUCAACAUUGAAGGUCCAUUCUCUAGUACACACCACUAUGCGGAUGCAAUGUUUAGACUGCUUUAUGCUGACUUUAUCCAGCCUUUAAAAGAAGCAUUAGCUGAUGUGUAUUCUAAGAAAAGACAUAACAUUAAAUGCUACACCAAUGUCCAAAUUAUUGGCAUGGAUGUGGAUGAUGGCAUCCAUCAUAUGUUGUCCCUGGGCACUGGUGGUUCAGGUUCCAGCUUCAAGAAUGGAAGCCUCUUAUGCUUAUCUUGUGAUCAAUUUAAUUCAAUCGGUUUUGCAACAGUGAUUAACAAAGACAAAAAUAAGCCAACAAAGGAAGUUGUCUUUGUGAAGUUUGAAAACUGUUUGGAUUUUAUUUUUAGCUGUGCAAGUGAUACCAAUUUUAUAAUGUUUGAAAGCCCAUGUUUUUUUGAAGCUUACAGCCAUGUUUUAGAGGGAUUGAAAGAAAUGGCUUCCCUUCCUCUGCCAAUAGAAAAUUAUCGUGUAUUUGGUUAUACUAAAGUGCAACAGCCAUCAUAUUUGUCAGGUUCUUCUCAGUAUAACUUGUCAACUUUGUUUAGGCAAGGGGUGAAUGCCCAAUACUUUAAUCCGUUCUCUCCAUCCCAGUGGCCUGAUGCUAAUAGACUAGGUCUGAACAAACAGCAACUGGAGGCUGUCAAAUCUGCCCUCACCAAAGAGUUGUGUUUGAUUCAAGGACCUCCUGGUACUGGAAAAACUUUCAUCAGUCUUGUCAUCAUGAGACUGCUUCUAGAGAACAGAUGGGUGGUCAUUUCUCAUAGAAACCCCAGUCCGAUUCUGGUAGUCUGUUAUACCAACCAUGCUUUGGACCAGUUUCUUCAAGGUGUUUUACAGUUCUGUACUGAAGGUCUGGUUAGAAUUGGGGGCAACAGUACCUGUGAGGACCUUGUGAGAUUUAACCUGAGAAAUGUGAGAGAAAACUAUCAAAAGCCGCGUGGAUUCUUUAAAUCUAUCAAUGGUUGUAAUCGACAGCUGAAGAAGCUUGGAAGAAGUUUGAAAGAAAAUUAUGAAAAAAUUUGCUAUGCAAAUGAUUUCAUUCUUGAUGUGCUCCUCCUACAAGACUAUAUGAAUCCUAGUCAUUUUCAAAGUAUUAGAAGUUCCUCUCAUAAUGAAGAUAUUUUAUAUUGCUGGCUAGGGGGAGAUUCAAAUAAAAAUAAUAUAGCACAGGUCUUUGAUAACUUAGAUUCUUGUGACCCUAUGGAUUCUACAGAAGAAAAUACACUGAGGCAACUCUGGAAAUUAGACCAAACAACUAGAUACAGACUGUAUAAAUUGUGGUUAUCCAGAUAUUUGAAUGAGAUUAAAAGAAAUUUUCUCAUAAAUUUAGAAAACUAUGAAGCAGUGCUAGCCAAGAAAACGCAGGUUAGACAAGAAGAGGAUUUGGCUAUACUAAAAGCCUCCAGGGUUGUAGGUGUAACUACAACAGGAGCAGCCAAACGCAGAAAGCUUCUUCAAGCCGUAGGGGCGACUAUUGUGAUAGUUGAAGAAGCUGCAGAAGUUUCAGAGCCGCACACCAUAACAGCAAUCAGCCAACAUUGUGAGCAUUUGAUAUUGGUGGGGGAUCACCAGCAGCUCAGGCCCAAGACAGAGUCCUACGAGCUGGCUAAAACCUUUGGUCUGGAUAUAUCACUCUUUGAGAGGUUAAUUAAGAAUAAUUUGAACUUCAUCCAACUCAAGGAACAACAUCGUAUGCGCCCAGAAAUUUCUAUAUACGCCAGGCAUAUUUACCCUGAAUUAACUGAUGGGGUUUCAGUUUUAUUGAGGCCACCAGUCAGAGGUUUAGAGAAAAGUGUUCACUUUAUAAACCAUGCUUUUCUUGAAGACAGUGUUAAUGCUACUAAGAGCAAAAGAAACAAAUAUGAAGCAAGGUAUCUGACAAAACUGUGCCAGUAUCUGAUACUUCAGGGUUACUCUGAUACAGAGAUAUCCAUUCUUGGGAUGUAUGAGGGGCAGGUCAGUUUAAUCAAACAGUAUGUUAGUAAGGUGCCUGCUGUGAGGGAUGUUCUGGUGACAACUGUUGAUAAUUUCCAAGGAGAACAGAACAAAAUAAUUCUUUUGUCUUUGGUGCGGAGUAAUGACCGAGAAAAUAUUGGGUUUCUGAGUUCCGACAACAGAGUCUGCGUGGCCAUGACCAGAGCACAGCAUGGACUCUAUGUGCUCGGCAAUAUUGAUUUGCUUGCUCGGAAAAGCAGACUUUGGGGAAAUAUAAAACAAUCAGCUGAGCUGGAGAAAUGUAUUAGUCCAAUAUUGAAGUUGACUUGUGUGCAGCAUGAUAGCUACCAAAUUAAAGACAUUUCUAGGUUUGAUGAUGUUAUAAAGACUGGCGGGUGUGGGAAGCUAUGUCAGAAAAAACUGACCUGUGGGCAUGUCUGUCCUUAUCUUUGUCAUGUCACUGACCACAAAGAUUUGGUGUGUCAGCAGGACUGUCUCAAUGCAUUUGGUUUUGACAAUAUUUACAGUGAUAGGAAUUAUACAGCAAUGGCAUUAGGUUUGUAA
Messenger RNA from Physella acuta, 2598 nucleotides. RefSeq names its product NFX1-type zinc finger-containing protein 1-like. Gene Ontology annotation, biological process: regulatory ncRNA-mediated heterochromatin formation. Gene Ontology annotation, molecular function: helicase activity. NCBI's taxonomy places the organism in Eukaryota, Metazoa, Mollusca, Gastropoda, Physidae. Gene Ontology annotation, cellular component: nuclear RNA-directed RNA polymerase complex. The record is from RefSeq and is a predicted model, not a curated record.